Octodon degus (degu) is the source of this 2175-nucleotide messenger RNA. It is a transcript of the gene S100a3, whose product is annotated as S100 calcium binding protein A3. The record is from RefSeq and is a predicted model, not a curated record. Gene Ontology annotation, molecular function: transition metal ion binding; calcium ion binding. The coding region runs from base 1572 to 1877 and encodes 101 amino acids. Gene Ontology annotation, cellular component: cytoplasm. Lineage: Eukaryota; Metazoa; Chordata; Mammalia; Rodentia; Octodontidae. The transcript is spliced from 3 exons.
GCCCUUUAAUCCGCUGAGCUAUCUGGCCGGUCCCUAAUCAUCUUCCAGUCCAGAAGAGUCUGUACCAAUCCCUCUGUUUUCUCAGCUGCCUUUCAAGUAUGGUGUCCCAGAGUGUGCUCCUGCCCUCUGUUGUCUUGGUCUGGUCUCUUCCAGUGGGCACACACCCCAGGGCGGUGUGGCUAUGCCCAGACUUGGGCUCUGAACUCAAACAGCUGGCCUUUUCCUGACGGUGCACAUGAAGCAGCUCCUCACCAACACCAUUAUUUUCCUUCCCUCUUACACCGUCUCCUCCAUCCUCCCUCCCUCCCUCAACUCGCUGUCCCUCUGUCACUCCCUUCUGUCCUUUCUUUUAUCGCUUACCUUGCUUUGUUUUUCCUCAUAGCACUUACGCCAUGGACCUAUUGAACAUUCAUUCGUUAUUGUCUGUUUCCUCCACUAGGUCGCCGUCUCCCUAGAGCAGGCACCAUGUCACCUCUCCUUACACCUUCAGUGCCUACCACAGAUGCCUUUAAGUAUUUAUAUGAACAACCAGUGCUCCCAAUUUUGCCAAUCACUAGUGAGGUGGCCUUGGGCAAAUUACUGCCUCUCGGUUCACAUUUACCAAGCCCUUCCGACGUGCGAGGCACUAUUUAUUCCACAAGAUUUGUAUGUCAACUCAUUGAAGUCCCACAGCAAUGCUGUGAGGUGAUUCUAUUAUUACCCUCUAUCACUGACAGAUGAGGAAAAGGGAAGUCCUGAAUGACUGCCCCAGGAUGGAAUUAUUGGCUGGUCCACUCCAGUCCUGAUUUCUGCUCUGCCUCUGUCUUCUGGUCUGUAACGCCUGACCUAUAAAACAGGGCUAAUCACAGCUCUUCCUUGUUUUCCCCAGUGCACAUGCCUCUCACCUAUGGAAGGCGGGUGUCUUCAGGAGGUGAUAGCUCAAGCAAGGCUGGGUGCUGGGCUCAGGGGGAGGUCAUGGAUCUCUGGGUGCUGCCACAGGCCUUCGGGAUUCUGCACAGGCCUGGAAGCCAAACUCCUGUUUCCCUGCUGCAUUCCUCCUGACAAGUUCCUUUGGUGACUUGGGGAAUCGUAGGAUUAGGCAUAGGCUGGAGGGGUAGUGUGAAGGGAUUUACAUUUCUGGUAAUGAGGCAGAUUCGUUCUACUCCAGUUAAAACAGGAAAUGUUGACUAGAAUUAAAAUAAUCUUUCUCAAAGCAUCAAAGAACCUUCUUAGACAGGAAGGAAUGAGUCAGUCAAAAUUUAAGCGAAAAGCAGAAUCAGGAGACAAUCAGGGCUCCAGAGCCCCUCAGGCCCUGAGGACAUCGGCCAAACCAAGCCAAACUUGGGCUUUGGCUUCAGCAUUUUGGGGAAGCUGCAGCCCAGGACUCACCCAAAGAGGAGAUACAAGUGGAAGACAGGCCUUGUCUUGAUGGGACCCCAAAGGGCUACAUGUGAAGCUAACAGGCAGAGGGAACCUGCCUUUCCCUCCCCAGGUCUGUGAGGAGAGUUAGAGUUGCCUUGGUGCUGAAGCGAUCAGGAAGAGGAAAACAGCCCCUAAGGGACUCCAGCCACAAGCCAGCUCUCUCUGUGAGGAUGGCUCAGAACCUGGAGCAGGCCUUGGCGACGAUCGUGGUCACCUUCCAGCAAUACUGCCAACGCUCUGGAGACAAGCACAAGCUCUGCCAGGCGGAGCUCAAGGAGCUGCUGCACAAGGAGCUGCCCACGUGGACCCCGACUGAGCUUCGAGAGUGUGACUACGAUAAACUCAUGAGCGCUCUGGACACCAACAAGGACUGCGAGGUGGACUUUGAGGAGUACGUGCACUCACUCGGCCGCCUCUGCCUCUUCUGCCAUGAGCACUUCAGGGGCUGCCCCCCAGAGCCCCCCUGCCCUCAGUAGUAGCCUUUGCUCCAGAGGGGGGCUGGCCUGGAAGGCAUGGUCUGGCCCCUCCCUCCCUCUUGCAUCUGUUGGCACCUCCCUUGGGUUUGCCUCGCCUGUGCCAACCAAUUUCACCCAUGAGAUCUUCCCAGCUGCCCAGCUGCUGAACGGCAGAGCAGCCCCACCUCUGCUUCCUCUCUCUGUGGGUGGAAGGAGGUGGGGUUAUGCCAUGAAGGCCCUUGAGGUCCAGCCGUGUGUGUAUAAAUGAGGCCAUGGUAGAAGGGGCUGUGUAACUCCUAAUAAAGACAUGGCAGCAGAA